AUGAAUGUAAAGUAUAGACAAUUGAGAGACAAAGACAUAAACCAUGACGACGAUUUAUGCCAAAAGCCAUUCACCGGUUGUGCCGUAUAUUCAGACGACGGCUACACUUAUCUAUUUAAAGACAACUACUUUUGGCGGACAAAUCCAUUGACUAUAAACAACGGCAUUAUAGCGACGGCACAGCCGGUGGCGGACAAGUGGUCGGCGGUGACGGGCGGCGUCUCUAUCGUGUUCACCGUUCCCGAGAGCACAACCAAUCACUCAAUGACCAUCUUUGUAGUGGGCCAGAAGUGGUUUGCGUACGAAUUGGGCGCUAAAGCACAGGAGGGCACGACCGACGGCUGGCCAGGCUUUGCCAAUCUUACGGUGACCGCAGUAUUCAGCCCCAAAUACGGCGCCUCAAAGAUCUAUGUAUUGCAUAACGAUAACAAUAACUACACGGUCUAUGAGUUCGUGACACUGACCCGACCCAAGAUAGUUGGCUCCGGCUUUACUACAGUAGUGAACGAUAGCCUUAUGUUUAUGGAUAACGAGUUAAUGCCGAAGACAUCUCAGAUGACAGCCGGCAAUCUUAAGGGUCUCAUUGAUGUCAAAGCGGUCAUCACUUAUACCACAGCCAUUAUAUUCAUCGGUUCCGGCAAAUACUGUAUCGUUGAUUUGACCAUUAAAACCGACCAUAAAAUUUGUAAGCCGAGGGCACCGCUAACGGCGUUAUUUGGCUGUCCAUUGAAUUUCGGGGACCGGUUGACCACAACUAACCCAAAUCUCACGACCCCUACGACUACCCAAUUAGUGACUGAAACAGUGACUCCACAGCCGGUGAUGGAUAUGACAGCGGAUCCCUUGCAGGGCUCGUCCUCUUCUACGGCCACUAUUAUUCUUAUAGUUAUAUUGAUUGUGGUGUCGGUUGUGGUGUUGGCAUCGGUUGCG
Messenger RNA from Medioppia subpectinata, 930 nucleotides. The record is from the annotation of a GenBank genome assembly. NCBI's taxonomy places the organism in Eukaryota, Metazoa, Arthropoda, Arachnida, Sarcoptiformes, Oppiidae.